ACGUUGCAUGAACCAAAUGCCCUCUUGUUCAGUCCUGUCUCGGUCCCUUUUGCCCUAAAUCCAUUCCCUCUAUCCUACUGUUGGUUGCAGAGCGACGGAGAAGAGCGAAGAAGAAUAAAUGGAUACGAAGAUGACAGAGGUGACUCAGUUAUUCGAUCGAUUCAAAGCUGCUUCUGUGAGGAAUGAUCAGGACACCUGCACAAAGCUCCUCUCCCAGCUCAAGGUCUUGUUGACAGGAUUUAAAAGCCUUCCACCACUGUUUGAAGAGUCACCAGAUGCCAUUUAUGAAUUGACAAUAGCAAGGGAUAUAUAUGAACAUGCUGUAGUUCUUAGUGUGAAGACAGAGGACCAAGAUGCCUUUGAGAGGGAUUUCUUCCAACUGAAACCUUAUUAUACAGAUGCUGGGCACCGUUUACCACCAUCGCCGCAGCAGUACCCAAUUUUGGGCCUUAAUCUUCUUAGACUCCUCGUGCAGAACAGAAUAGCGGAGUUUCACACUGAACUGGAACUGCUUUCAGCCACCACCUUGGAGAAUCCUUGUAUUAAGCAUGCUGUGGAAUUGGAACAAUCUUUCAUGGAAGGGGCUUAUAAUCGCGUUUUGAGUGCAAGACAGACAGUGCCACAUGAGACUUACGUUUAUUUCAUGGAUCUCCUUGCAAAGACAGUCAGGGAUGAAAUAGCAGGAUGCAGUGAGAAGGCAUAUGAUUAUCUCUCAAUUAGUGAUGCAAAGCAGAUGCUCAUGUUCUCUUCUGAACAAGAGUUAUCUGAAUAUAUAACUGAGGAACACCCUGAGUGGGAGAUAAAGAAUGGAUUUGUAUAUUUCCAGAAGGCAAAAGAAUCAGCCCCUUGCAAGGAGAUACCAUCUUUACAGCUGAUCAAUCAGACGCUUAGUUAUGCCCGAGAAUUGGAGCGGAUUGUAUAAAACUGCUUAUUCUAAUGCAACCGUGGAUAAACUUACUAAAGCUAGAUGCUUGACUGGCUUCACUCAAUUUGUGAGAGCAGUCACAGAGCUACAGAAUACAGACCUGUUGUGUUUGAACUUUCAAAUGUAAUUCGUAUGACAAAGCAAAUGCCAGUGUUGGCUAUGAUGAUGCCCUUUGUCACAAGAGAAACUGAACUGCCUCUUUGUUUUACUAUAUUCCGUAUUGAUCGUGAUUGAAUAUUCCUGAAUAGACUUGUUCCUUAUUGAUCAAAGUUCUUAUUUUCAAGUAA
This is a messenger RNA of Nelumbo nucifera (sacred lotus), 1212 nucleotides long. RefSeq names its product 26S proteasome non-ATPase regulatory subunit 8 homolog A-like. The record is from RefSeq and is a predicted model, not a curated record. Gene Ontology annotation, cellular component: cytosol; proteasome regulatory particle; nucleus. Gene Ontology annotation, biological process: proteasome-mediated ubiquitin-dependent protein catabolic process. NCBI's taxonomy places the organism in Eukaryota, Viridiplantae, Streptophyta, Magnoliopsida, Proteales, Nelumbonaceae.